GCAAAGGCGUGGUCAUAGCACCGAUGUACCUGUGGACGGCAGGGGGCAUGUCGUAUCGGAGCAGGGAGUUGGUGUCGCACGUAGUGGGGCAGCUGGAGACCUUGGGAACGCCGUGGAUCAUAGGGGGCGACUUCCAGGUUAAGCCAGAGAUUCUCGCUGAGGUGGAGUCGCUGAAGAUUGCCGAGGCGUGCGUCACAGCGCCGAAUGCGGCGUGUGGGGCGUGCAGACAUGCUCGCGGCAACAGCGAGAUCUAUUACUUCAUCGUGUCCGACUCGGUGAAGGCGCAGGUCGAGGGUGUGCAAGUGCAGGAGGAGUGGCCAUCUGCACCACGCAAGCCCGUAGGCAUCACUAUUGAGCUGAAGGUGGUGGAGCGAAGAGUGCGGGUCUUGGGGAAGCCGAAGCCCAUGCCAGAGUUGCAGAUCGGAUGUGCGCCAGCGCCGCCGAGCUACCAGCAGAUUGGGCCGUUCGACGCGCAAGUGGACGCGGGCCAGGAGUGGGCCAGGUGCAUGCGCAAGCUCGAGCAGGAGGCUUUCGCAAUCAGGGGCAUGGUGUGGGGCGAGAAGGACCCGCGCGCUGGGCGAUCAGAGAUCCCGACGUGGAGGAUCAAGCCCCCCACAUUUGGUGGAAACAACCUGCCAAAGACAGCGGGGCAAGCGAUAUGGUGGAGGUGGCUGUCUAGGUCCUUGCGCAACUUGCAGGGCGCUGACGCGAGGUUGCGCGCGACGGCGGAGCACUGGGACAAGCGCGUGCGUGAGGUCAAGGAGCGGGAGAGGUUGUUCAAGAUAAAGGGCAACCGCAUGAGGCACCUCUCCGCGGAGGAGCAGGGCGUUUGGCAGGCGCGGUGCGAGUUGCUGGCGAGCGGUCGUUGGCGAGGUUGUGCGCAGAGAGACGAGUUGCAGGAGCUAUGCCAGGAGGCAGCCACCGCGUCAAAGAAAACGGACCAGCAGCUCACCAAGGAAAGGCGAGCGAAGUGGGCAGAAAAGCUCGAGGCGGCGGCGGCGGGCUCGGCGGGGGGCCUGCGCAAGCUGAGCAAACCAGUGGCGGUUUGGCGGCCGAGGCGUGCAGACUCAAUGGCGGAGUCAGCGGACCCUUUGGAAGCGGCGGAGUUUGCUUUGAAAGAGUGGAAGGCAGUGUGGCCGUGGGAGAUCGAGGCUAGGGAGCAGCUGGGCGAGUUCACGGACGAGGAUGUGGUUAAGCUGAAAGGCUUAGCGCGGACAUUUAGAAAGAAGACGGGAGUGUGUGUUGACAGGUGGCGCCCAUCGCUGCUGCAGGGGGCGUCGGGCGGGGCGUGCGAGACGCAGCUGGCCAUCUUGCAAGAGGUGGAGAGGGCGCUGGUGUGGCCAGUACACGUGGGAACAGUGUUGUUUUUCAUGAUCCCCAAGACUUUCGCCGCGGACAGGGAGAACCAGAGAUCCUGGGGCUGCGCGAGUUUCGGCAAGGCAGCGGAGGACGCUGCCUGGGACGUCUUUCUCAGCCAUGAGAUGGGCGACCCAGACUUUCAGGACGAGCGCGCGGAGGCGACGAUCGCGGCCAUCCUCGACUUCGUUAAGGCGUUCGAGCGGGUAAGCCUCUUCGUGCUCUGGGAGGCAGGCAAGCAGCUCAAAUUCCACACAGGAGUCCUGGCGGUGGUGUGCUCAUACUUUGCCAUGGCGAGAAGGCUCAUAGUGGCAGAGUCGGUGUCGAGCGAGACGAGCACGGUGGCGACCACCAUAGCAGGCAGCAAGUUCUCGGUCAGCUUCCUCAAGAUGGUCAUCCAGACGACGGUUGACGGUCUGGCGGUCGAGAGGCCGAUCGCCACAUGGAGGAUGUACGUGGGCGACUUGUGCGUCAGGCUCAGGAGGCAGCAUCAGCGCGUG
Molecule: messenger RNA, 1856 nt
Organism: Prorocentrum cordatum
Lineage: Eukaryota; Dinophyceae; Prorocentrales; Prorocentraceae
Source: the annotation of a GenBank genome assembly